Molecule: messenger RNA, 414 nt
Organism: Kalmanozyma brasiliensis GHG001
Lineage: Eukaryota; Fungi; Basidiomycota; Ustilaginomycetes; Ustilaginales
Product: Ubiquitin-conjugating enzyme, E2
Exons: 4
Coding region: 1-414 (137 amino acids)
Biological process (GO): DNA damage tolerance; protein K63-linked ubiquitination
Cellular component (GO): nucleus
Source: RefSeq, a predicted model, not a curated record
AUGGCAAAGGUGCCACGUAACUUCCGCCUCCUCGAGGAGCUCGAGAAGGGCGAAAAGGGGAUCGGCGAUGGAAGCUGCUCCUACGGUCUAGAUGACGGCAGCGACCUCAUGAUGUCCAAUUGGAACGCAACCAUCAUCGGACCAGGCCACUCGGUCUAUCAGAACCGCAUCUACUCGCUCAGCAUCCACUGCGGCGCAAGCUAUCCAGACCAGCCCCCCGAGGUCAAAUUCCUCACCAAGAUCAACCUUCCCUGCGUCAAAUCCGACGGCCGCAUCGACUACAAUGCUUUGCCCAUUUUUUCCAACUGGUCGCGUGAGAGCACACUCGAAACCAUCCUCCUCUCUUUGCGAAGAGAAAUGGCCUCGCCCGCUAAUCGCAAGCUCCCGCAACCCGCAGAAGGCGCAGCGUACUAG